AAGCAGGAGGGACUGGCAGUUUGUGUGCAAGAGGGAAAGCAAAUAGGUCCAGGGCCUCUGGAUUAGCGACUAAGGAAAGGAGAGAAAGAAAAUUUAUCUGAAAAACAAAGGUGUAUUUCUGCAGCAGGAUUUCAAGGAAGAGAGCCUGUCUGCCCAGACUACAGGGGAAUACUCUCCAGGCACCACACACACAGACGUAUUCCCCUGGAUUAGUGACACUGUUAUUUAGUCUUGCUCUUGCUGAGAAGGCUUCCCCACAACACUUCAACAAUGAAUUUCCUCCGAAGGCGUCUCUCAGACAGUAGUUUUGUGGCUAAUUUGCCCAAUGGCUACAUGAUGGACCUGCAGCGUCCUGACAACUCCACUAGCUCUCCAGUUUCUCCUGCCAUGGAGAGAAAGCAUCCACAGCCACCGCAGCCAUCCCACUCUUCCUCUCCUGGCACCAGCAUCUUCAGCUCCAUCUCUAGCGCCAUGAAGCAAACCACACAAGCAGCUGCAGGACUAAUCGAUCACUCAGCCAGCCCCACACCACCUGUGGCCCAGAAACCCAAGAUCCUCUUGGUGAUCGAUGAUGCACACACAGACUGGGCCAAAUAUUUCCAGGGGAAGAAGGUGAAUGAAGAAUUUGAUAUCCGAGUGGAACAGGCUGAGUUCUCCGAGCUGAACCUGGCUGCUUAUGUCACCGGGGGCUGCAUGGUGGACAUGCAGGUCACGAGGAACAGCACCAAGGUGGUAAGGUCCUUCAAGCCGGAUUUUGUUCUGAUCCGGCAGCAUGCCUACAGCAUGGCAUUGGGAGAGGACUUCCGCAGCCUCAUCAUCGGCCUCCAGUAUGGUGGCAUCCACACUGUCAACUCCCUCUACUCCAUCUACAACUUCUGCAGCAAGCCCUGGGUGUUUUCUCAGCUCAUUAAAAUCUUCAACUCACUGGGUCCUGAGAAGUUCCCCCUCGUGGAGCAAACGUUCUUCCCAAGCCAUAAGCAGAUGCACACAACCCCGAAUUUCCCUGUAGUAGUCAAGCUGGGACAUGCUCAUGCUGGAAUGGGGAAGGUCAAAGUUGAGAGCCAAUACGACUUCCGAGAUAUGGCUAGCAUAGUAGCCAUGGCAAAAACCUACGCCACCACCGAGCCGUUCAUCGACUCCAAGUACGACAUCCGAAUCCAGAAAAUCGGCAGCAAUUAUAAGGCUUACAUGAGGACGUCCAUCUCUGGAAACUGGAAGGCAAACACAGGUUCUGCCAUGCUAGAACAGAUUGCAAUGACAGAGAGGUACAGACUCUGGGCGGACGCCUGCGCAGAAAUGUUUGGAGGUCUUGAUAUUUGCGCUGUCAAAGCUGUCCACAGCAAAGAUGGAAAAGACUAUAUCAUUGAGGUGAUGGACAGCUCAAUGCCUCUGAUCGGGGAGCAUGUGGAAGAGGACAGACAGCUUAUAGCAGAUCUGGUUGUUUCCAAAAUGAGUCAGCUUGUCACAACAGCUGGAUCUACCCCGUCACCGCUGAGGCCUUGGCCUCCACAAGUUCAGCCUCAGUCAGUGAAAUCUCAGCCUGGACCUCAGCUUGGACAACUGUCCCAACCACGGCCUCCUCCCCAAGGUGGACCACGUCAGCCUCAGGGAUCCCAGCCUCCACGGACAACCGCACCACCCCAGCAACGGCUUUCUCCACAAGGACAGCAGCCCCAGAGUCCUCAGUCCACUUCACCUCAGCAACAAAGGUCACCUGGAUCUCCACAGCAAGUCCGAUCAGCAACUGGGUCCUCCCCAGUGCAGGCUUCCAAGCCAGGCGUCUUUCCUCCACAGCAGCCUAGACCUCCUGCUCAAGGCCAGGGUCCUAGCCAGCCGAGUCCCACUGAUGUGUCCAAGCAGCAGGCCACCCCACACCCACAUCUGAACAAAUCACAGUCCCUGACAAACACCUUCAGCAUAUCUGAAUCAUCUCAGCGGGGGAAUGCCAAUGAAGAUGAAGCAAAAGCUGAGACCAUCCGCAAUCUGAGGAAAUCGUUUGCUAGCCUGUUUUCCGAUUAACAGCCCUGCAGCUGGAUCUGUGCUUUUGUCAGCCCUUACUCUUCAUAUCAGCCUAACCUGAUGUCAUCCUGGAAUAUACUCGAUGGUACCUAGCAAUUCACACAAAGAUUUCAACUAAUACCUGGGUAAAAGGAACUUAGAAACCUAUAAUUGUUUUAAUUACAAAAAAAAAAUCUAAUAAUGGUCUGAAAAGUGACUGUACAAAAGUGGCACUAUUUCCUUGUUCUUUGCGAAUACUCAGAAUCACAUCUGCUCAAAUGACUGAGUUGUAAAGCAAAUUUUACUCCUGCUAACCCCUGUGGAGUCAACACAGUUAUGACAGUGCAAACUAGAUUGUAUUUGUAUAUAGUCAAUAGAAUUGUUAAUUUGCAAUUACAGAACCCCUCGUUGAGGCCGAGCUAAAAAGAACAUAGGCUGAUUUCAGAAACAGAUUGCAAAGAUUGUUAUAAGAAUAAGCAUUCAUUGACUGAUAAAGUGAGCAUUCCAGAGCUUGGAAACAGCAUGAAUUGUGGAACUUCAUGAUACCAACUUGAUAAAAAGUCACUUUUCAGAGCAAAACUACAUUCAAGUAAAAUGUGGUACUAGGCGUCAGUAAACGCCAAAGCUCACAUGUGCAGAGCAUCCAGAUGGACCGCAUGUCUGCUCCAGUUCUCUCUGCUCAUAGCAGUUAAAAUGUCUCUGUUUCGUGCCUUGCAUUUAUGUUCCCUGCAUGUGAUUCUUGAGUUCUGAGAGAAAAAUGUCAUGUUCUAACUGUGGAGCCUUAGCUCAAAAAUAACCUGAGAAAUGGGCCUUCCACACAAAAAACAACCUCUUCCCCUGCCCCCAGAACCACCACGGAGUUCACAUCCACAGUUCACACAAAUUCCAGAUGAAACCUGGCUAAACUCCAAGUACUUUGGUGACUUGGUCACAUCUGGUAAAUGCGUCCCCCAGGAACAAGCACAAUUAAUAGCAGAGCUGAUGAAGUGCACAUACUCGUGUGCUGAGUGUUCCAUAAUACAAACUGGAUAGAGAGAUGGAGUGAAAUCCUGUCUCCCUUCUUGAACUCCCAUUGAUUUCACUGGAGUGAGUGCAAAAUGAAUGCAAGGUGACAGACCUGUGACAGAACCGGAAAACUAACAUUUAGAAAUAAGAUGAGCCAGGGUAGAUCCAGUGACUCUCGGCAAUGGGAAGGCAACAUAUCCAAAUAAACAUGCAGGUGUGUGUAGUUUAGAAUGGGAGGUCAUGCAAAGCAGGUAAUGAUCAGUAUUAGAUGUCCUCCCUCAGCAACCACAGGGAUUAUUCUUCUGUCAGAGAUGGAAGAAAAACAGUAUUUCUUUGCCCAGUGUACUUUACCUCCAGGCCUCCAAUACAGAAUGAAGUAGCAUUUGAGCACAAAUGGGGACUGGGUCAUGGCAAAAAUAGGAAUGGCCCAAGCUACGUUUGCAAUUUAAAAAACUUGGUGUAAAUCAAUAUAGCUAUGGCUAUUUCUAUCAGCCAAGAGAAUCUACCCCUUGAACUGUGGUAGUUCUGUUUACAACACACCUAAUGAAAACACCAAUUCCCAUACCACCACCUGACAGACAUGAGGCAGGUCUCUAUGGGGAGGCAGGCAAGCUUCCUCAAUUUUUCCUCAGGCUUUGCCAUGUAACUUGGUCACAAACUCUGCAUGCAGCUUCAAGGCCAGACUUUUAACUUUGCAUCUCCCUUUGCAACUCCCCAUGGGUUACACUUAGGAGUACCAAUGGAAGUAAAUAAGCUAAAAACUUUCCAGCCAAUGGCACAGAUCUUUCCUGUCAUUUAAAUGGGGAGAUCCCCAAAGCAGCAACACCAACAGCAGCAUUUGCCAUCUUGGAUCUUAUGAUUCACAGAUCAUAGUGGGAAUGAAGCCAAACAAGCAAUUCCUUUCUGCACAGCACCUGUAAUGAACAUCUAGAUCCAAUCUGGAUGUAGUAUAACCUACCCCUGAACAGAGCUUUACACAUAUAACGGCUUUUGUGACCUGUACACUUUCAGGCAAGCAACUUGCAUAGCUUUUCCAGGUUGGAAGGCUCUCGAGGCACUCAUCUGGAUCAAUGAUUUAUAUCUCAAGUUCAGUAUUAAAGAACCACCUUAUUCCCUGAUGGUUUGUCUUU
Molecule: messenger RNA, 4133 nt
Organism: Dromaius novaehollandiae (emu)
Lineage: Eukaryota; Metazoa; Chordata; Aves; Casuariiformes; Dromaiidae
Gene: SYN3
Product: synapsin III
Exons: 14
Coding region: 271-2019 (582 amino acids)
Biological process (GO): neurotransmitter secretion
Cellular component (GO): synaptic vesicle membrane; synaptic vesicle
Molecular function (GO): ATP binding
Source: RefSeq, a predicted model, not a curated record